Molecule: messenger RNA, 2507 nt
Organism: Salvia splendens (bonfire salvia)
Lineage: Eukaryota; Viridiplantae; Streptophyta; Magnoliopsida; Lamiales; Lamiaceae
Exons: 6
Coding region: 185-2110 (641 amino acids)
Molecular function (GO): ubiquitin protein ligase activity
Source: RefSeq, a predicted model, not a curated record
UUUUUAAAUUUGACUAGAGACGCAUGAUGCUCAUGCGUCUUAAAGAGAGACGCAUGAGCGUCAUGCGUCUCUACUUCGAAUUAAACCAGCUGCGAAGGCAGUAGCUCCUCAUUCACGCACGCAGACAGCAAAGGUUGCGAUUUCCUUGGCGAUUUCUUGGCGACUCCCGUCAUAUUUCGAAAUCAUGCAAGUAUUCGUGAGUUUAUAUUGGGGUGGUAGAAUAUAUCAACUUCCUCAUGUGGGCAUUUGUUAUGAUCCUCCUCGUGCGAGAGCUUCCAUCGUAUUGGAUUCAUGUGUUUCAUUAUCUGAAUUAGUAGGAAUGAUAUGUGCUAAGAUAAGAAUAGAUUCCAACCAACACUUCAUCGAAAUAUCUUGGAGGCAUUGUUUCUUGGGUACCGGUACGAGUUAUGUAUGUACUGCGGUUGACAGUGAUCAAAGUGUGUUUUAUAUGUUCAAUGCGGCUCUAAAUUCUACUCGGCAUAUUGAAUUAUUUGUUGAGUAUUCGUAUGUUGGAAAUGCCUUAAUCCCACCAAUUGUUGAUCAUGGUGUUGGUUCAUCUACGAGGUUUGAACCUAUGAGCAUCGACUGCGGUAUGAAUGAGCAAACAGACGUUGCAGAUGUUGGAUUGAAUACUCAAGAGAAUGUACAAGAACAUGCUGAUGUUGAUGUUGUACGAGGAGACCUUGCAGAUCCAGAAUUGUCGUCAUCAUCGUCUGAUGAUAUUUUAAGUGAUGAUUCCGGUGCUGACUCUAGUGAUGAGGAUGUAGUGUAUAAACCCGUCGUAAAAGGUGAACAACCACUUCCAGAAUAUGUUCACACUGGGUUGAAAUAUUUUCGCAAACUGCCAAGUGGUCGUACUGAGGUACCUGAAGUUGGUAAUGAACGCAGUACCAUGUACUGGGAUGAAGAACACCCAUAUCGGAUUAAUGGUGGAACAAAAUUUGAUAGCAAGCUGCAUGUGAAGACUGCUAUUACUAUGUGGAGUCUGAGGCAACACCGGCAAUUUAGGGUGGUUGAGAGUAAAUUAAGAAGGUGGCAUGCCGUGUGCAAAUAUCCAAAUGGGAGGACAGAAGAUGGGACAGCUAUUAUCAGCGAGACCGACGCUGACAAAGCGAAUGAAUGUCGGUGGGAAGUGUCUGUUACACACAUGGCCCAUGAUGAAAUGUGGGAGAUUAGGAAGUGGCGGGGACGCCAUAGUUGUGAAGGUCAUCGUAAUGAUAGAGGACAUGCUAACUUUUCAUCACCAAUGAUUGCUUUGUGUAUUCGCCAUCAGUUGCUAAAAAAUGCCGAGUUUAGUGCCGCCGCCGUAAGAAAUUUUGUUCAUGACAAAUUUCAUGUGGUAGUCAGUUAUAAGAAGGCAUGGUAUGCACGGAGAAGGGCUUUAGAGAUUGUAUUUGGUGGAUGGGAGGAGUCAUUUAGGGAUUUGCCAAGCUACAUGCUUGAACUGCAGUAUAGGAAUCCAGGCACCAUUGUUGAGUGGAGGCAUAACGAGUUGUUGAGCCAGGGCCGUACUAAAGUCUUCUAUUACGUGUUCUGGGCACUUGGGCCUGCUAUACAUGCUUUCCAGGAGUGCCAACCAGUUUUGACAAUAGACGGAACUCACCUCCGAGGAAGAUUUAAAGGAAGUUGUAUUCUGCAAUACUGGAACUUUAGUGCUGCAUUGCAGCCAUGUAAGUGUCCUAUGUGCUCACAGCGCAUAACUAAGUUGAUACCUGAAGCAUCAUUGUAUCAAAGACGUCAAUCAGAAAUAAGUAAAGUCAUACGGAGUGUUGGCGAAUAUAACCGCUUGUUUAUGGGAGGAAUUUCUGGAUUCGUACUGAAAUUUCUUGCUUUUCCAUUGUAUAUAAAGAGAACGUUUCGAGAUAUGCUGAAUCCUGACAGACCUGGUGUUUAUCUCCAUGAAAUGCGGAUUGUUGCUAUGUUCCUUGGACUUAUCUACUCAUUCUCUCCCUUUGACUUUCUGCGUAUAGGUCGUGGGAACAUAAUAGAUUUGUUUGACUACUCUGCUUUUGCUCUCUCAUUCAUCUUGUAUCUGGUUGGACUGUACCUCCGUUGGAAGCGCGAAAGGAACAUUAGAGGGUUGGUUGACAUGCCGGAAGGGCAUGAUUGAGAGUCACUGCAAUGCCAGCAUCUUGGCAUUUUUUUCGACCGUUUGAGCUUGUAGAUAGUGCCGGAUGUCUUCACAAUUUGGCAAUGCGUGUUUGUGAUGUGGUCCAUGCUGUGUUUGCUCACCGGCCCUGAGCUAUGGUUGCAUGUUUCAUGUAGUUGUACUGCUGUGUUUAUAUCACUUGUACAUAAAACUAGAAAAUUAGGUCUCCGUCUAACUGCUUGGCUGUCUAUGAGUUCAGAUCGUUCUGUAGAAAUUCGUGUAUGGAUCUGCUUGUUGAAGUUGUAAGUUUUAGGUAGGGAAGAUAAAGAGACAACAUGGCUCUACUUGUAUUUGAGAAACUUUCACAUGUUUGCUCAAAGUGUAAUAAGAUUUGUAUUCAGGUUUCGUUUGCACUAAA